UUGACAACAAUAAUAUACACUUUUCGCGCCUUUUCUUAACAUAGCUAAGAUAAAGUGGUUUAUCCAUAUUUAAUAUAUAUUAAAAGUACUGUGUGAGUAAUUUUAGAUAGGUACCACAAGAAAGAAUAAAGAACAUAAUCUGAAAUUCAUAAAUUACAAACUCAGUGCUUCAGGAAUAUUAAUUUUAACAAUGGAUUCUAACGAUGAACUCACACAAUUAGAAGAACUGUUGAAUGCUGACCUAAAAGAUGACUUGUGUGCUGAAAAUGUGAAAGCAACAAAUAUCAAAGAAGUUGACAUUUUCAAAAAUACUUCGAAUGAGAAGGAGGACAAAAGUAUUGCUAUCGGAGCGUCAGUAAUACACAAUGGUGACACAGAUUCUUCAGACGACGAGGAAAAACGAAACUAUACAGAAAGGAAAUAUACCCAGUAUGGUGCUCUGAUAAAGAAGUCUUUAGAUCAUAAAGAACACGAGCAAAUCGACAAGAGAAUUGAGUUUGAAAGUAGAUUACGACAAACGAAUAUUGAAUUGAAAGUAGCUAAACAGACCUCUUUCGAAAAAAACCGUGAAAGCUCUAAUGAACAGUGCAACAAACAAUUUUUUGGUGUUCCAGAAAGUAAAAAAAAGUUGCCUGGUGAUGUAUUUACGGAUCCAAUAUUUGGUAUUCGGAUAACUAAGCCACUAAUUUCGAGCUCAGCACUUUUGGAUCGGAUGCAAGGCAGAGAAGCUGUUAAUAUGCUACGGGUGAAAAGACAUGUUGAAAACGAAGAUCUCUCUAAAGACUGGGUGAUUGCUGGAGUCAUUGUCAAAAAAAGUGCUACAAAGAAAUCUCAGAAAGGAAAUCAAUUUAUUAUAUGGACAUUAAGUGACCUGAAAGAUGAUUUAAAGACAGUUUCAAUGUUCCUGUUCCGCAAAGCUUACAAUGAUUUGUGGAAGUCUUCUGAAGGAACAGUUGUUGCCGUCUUAAAUCCCAAUGUACUGGAUAGAUCUGAGAACAGUAAAGAUCAAGCUUGCCUCAGCGUGGACAAUUCUGAAAGAGUAAUGAUUCUUGGUCAAUCUAAAGAUUUAGGUAUUUGUAAAAGUAAAAAGAAAAAUGGAGAACCAUGUACUGCAUUUGUUAAUAUGAGCCAAGGUGAACACUGUAUUUACCAUAUUAAACAAGAAUAUCAAAAGUUCUCUAGAAGACAAGAACUGCAAUCAUCCACCAUGGGUAAAGGACUAGUUAAUCUCCAAAAUAAAGUAUUCGGAAAGGAUACAUUUAUGUAUGGAGGUAAAGCAUAUUCAGCAUUACCUUCAGGAAAUAGUAAACCAGUUAAAGAGAGAGAUCAAAAUAGACUUAUGUCUUUAAGUGACUAUUACAAAUCGGAAAAUGAUAAACUAAUGACAAAUAAAGCACCCUAUGGAACAAGCAUUAAUCAAAACAAAAGUGGACUUUUACAUAGUCCUAAAAUACAAAAAGUUAGUGAUGCUGAGAGACUAAACAAUUUGAAUCAGAGCCAAAGUAGUAACCAAACUCUAGCUCAAAAAGUUGCCAAUUCUCCAACUUUAGGAAAAGGUUUUGGAUUAAAGGGUGGUGGUAUUAUUGACCUGAAUAUAUCUUACAGACAGCGCUCUGUUGAGAAAGCAAAGCUUAAAGCUUUGCGACUCAUUCAACAAGAAGGUGGUAUUGAGAAAAUUGACCCAAACAAUAUUAAAGGAACAGAAGCUGGUAAAAAAAGAGCCUUAGAAAAGUUGUUAACCGAAUCAUAUUCUGAUGAAAAUAAUUUUAAGAAAGCAAAAAUCGGAGAACCCAUUGUAAGAGUAGUAACUAAGCCAGAUGGCAAACAAGUAAUGUCAGAAAGAUUCAAAAAGAUUUUGGAGGCUACUUCAGCCCAUGAAAAUUUAAUAAAACAACAUGAAGAUGAUGAACAAGAAAAGUACUUUAAUAAAUUAGAAAAGAAAGAAGCCAUGGAGGAGAAAAUGUUGAAUACAUUUAAAAUAGCGUGUAAGGCAGUAAGGUGUGUCAAAUGUAAAUAUACAGCAUUCUCAGCUGCACAGAUAUGUAAAGACGAAAGGCAUCCCCUCAAAGUACUUGACACAUUUAAGAGAUUCUUCAAAUGUGCAGAUUGUAAAAAUAGAACAGUUUCAUUGGAACUUCUACCAUUACAUUCUUGCAGUAAUUGCAAUGGAUCAAGAUGGGAAAAGGCAGCAAUGUUAAGAGAAAAGAAUGUUUCAUUAACCGAGGGCCUCUCCAUUCGUGGGGAGGAGGAGACAUUCAUUGGAGGUCAAGUAAUUGCUGGAAAAAAUAUAAAUUUACUUGUUCCUGACAGCUAAUUAUUAAUUUAUUAUGUGAAUUGUUUAUUUAUUAUGUGAAUUUGACUUAGGUGUAUGCAUGAGGAACAUUUGAGUAAAGCAUUUAAUUAAAAUAAAAAUAUAUUCAAAUACUAUCCU
This is a messenger RNA of Zerene cesonia (dogface butterfly), 2431 nucleotides long. It is a transcript of the gene Mcm10, whose product is annotated as protein MCM10 homolog. Gene Ontology annotation, cellular component: replication fork protection complex; nucleus. Bases 191 to 2314 code for a protein of 707 amino acids. The transcript has a single exon. Gene Ontology annotation, biological process: DNA replication; DNA replication initiation. NCBI's taxonomy places the organism in Eukaryota, Metazoa, Arthropoda, Insecta, Lepidoptera, Pieridae. The record is from RefSeq and is a predicted model, not a curated record. Gene Ontology annotation, molecular function: DNA replication origin binding; single-stranded DNA binding.